This is a messenger RNA of Xenopus laevis (African clawed frog), 4856 nucleotides long. RefSeq names its product TBC1 domain family member 5 L homeolog (gene tbc1d5.L). NCBI's taxonomy places the organism in Eukaryota, Metazoa, Chordata, Amphibia, Anura, Pipidae. The record is from RefSeq and is a predicted model, not a curated record. Gene Ontology annotation, cellular component: endosome membrane; autophagosome; cytoplasm. Gene Ontology annotation, molecular function: GTPase activator activity. The transcript is spliced from 22 exons. Bases 245 to 2647 code for a protein of 800 amino acids.
GCGGGCUGUUUAGGGGAAUUGGGAGUGUUGGGCUGUGUUAGGAAAAGCGGGAUUGUUUGGCAGCAUGAAAGCUGUGUAGGGGGAAAGAACAUGCUGUUUGCACUCCAGUCAUCUGAUCUGAGCCAGCAUGCGUCACGUGAGCUGCUCUUGGCUGAAAUAUUCAUAUUUAAUCGAGACGAGUCAAAACGACUUGCGUAACAUUGGGAUUUACAAUUUGAGUUGAAUUUUCUAUGAGUGCAUCAAGAUGAAUCGUACCAUAGGCCACUCCAGUGACCCAUUGCAAUCAGAAGAUCAAGAAGUAGGGUUUGAUCCCCUGCAGAGCGAUACAGGAAAGCAAGAAGAAUUUUCUCCAGAGAAAAGAACAAACCCAGCGUCUGACUCAGAACAAAUCUUCAUAUCAUACAGCAAGGAAUGGGAGGAACUCUUUGUAAACAACAAUUAUUUGGCAACAAUACGUCUGAAAGGGAUUAAUGGACAGCUGAGAAGCAGCAGGUUCCGGAGUGUUUGCUGGAAGCUGUUUCUAAAUGUUUUACCCCAAGACAGAAGCCAAUGGAUAAGUAAAACGGAGGAGUUAAGAACACUGUAUGAAAAGAUUAAAGAAAUACAUAUUACAAAUCCUCGAAAAGCUGCUGGCCAGCAAGACUUAAUUAUAAAUAAUCCCUUGUCACAGGAUGAAGGGAGCCUAUGGAAUAAGUUUUUCCAGGAUAAAGAACUUAGAGCAAUGAUUGAGCAAGAUGUCAAAAGAACAUUCCCUGAGAUGCAGUUCUUUCAGCAGGAAUAUGUAAGAAAUUUGCUUACUGACAUCCUUUUUUGCUACGCAAGAGAAAAUGAACAUUUACUGUAUAAACAGGGGAUGCAUGAGUUGCUGGCACCCAUUGUGUUUAUUUUGCAUUGUGACCACCAGGCUUUUUCACAUGCAAGUGAGGCUGCAAAACCAAGUGAAGAAAUGAAAGCACUUUUAAAUCCUGCUUACCUGGAACAUGAUGCAUUUGCUCUCUUUUCAAACCUUAUGAGGAGUGCAGAGCCUUGGUUCUCAACGUUUGAACAUGAUUCACGGAAGGAAAAAGAGGCAAUGCUUUCAACUAUGCCAUUUGCCAGACCCCAGGACAUUGGACCUUCCAUUGCUAUUGUGUCCAAGGUGAACUACAUUCAAGACCAGCUACUGAAGAAGAAUGACAUUGAGCUCUAUAUGCAUCUGAAUAGACUGGAAAUUGCUCCUCAGAUAUAUGGAUUGCGAUGGGUAAGGUUGUUAUUUGGAAGAGAAUUUCCACUGCAGGACCUCCUUGUUGUAUGGGACGCAUUGUUUGCAGACAGCAUUACCUUAGACUUAGUUGACUACAUAUUCAUUGCCAUGCUUUUAUAUAUUCGUGAUGCCUUAAUCUCAAGCAACUACCAGACAUGUUUGGGACUUCUGAUGCAUUAUCCCCCGAUUGGUGAUGUUCACUCUCUCAUUCUCAAGGCUCUGUUUCUCCGAGACCCAAAGAAAAACCCAAGACCAGUGAAUUACCAGUUUCAUCAAAACCUAGACUACUACAAAGCACGCGGGUUGGACUUGCUGAACAAAUCACGUGCCAACUCCAAGCCUGGUUCAUCGGCCAUGGUCAAAGUGUCUAGUAGUUUGAUGAGCUUUGGUCGGAAAUUGAUGGGCCCAACGGUCCCUACUGGAGGUGCAAUGAGCCCAAUGUUGUCUGCCCAGACCAGUAAUGCAAGCAGCUUCAGCAGCAGCCCAGGUCUCACUAAAUCUCUCCCAAACCAGAUUGUGGCUGAGCCUAAUCCACAUCCCUUCCCAUCCGUGCAGCAAAUGCAACAAACCCAGCGCAUGAUGAAAUCAGAGAGUAUGCCAGUUCAACUCAGUAAAGGACAAAGCUCAAAAAACAUGAGUUCAUCUCCCAGCAUUGAGAGUUUGCCUGGGGGCCGUGACCACACAGAUUCGCCUCCUCCGUCAGCUGGGAAGAAGGAAUCCUUUUUCAGCAAUAUCUCUCGCUCCCGUUCUCACAGCAAAUCCCAAGGCAAAAAGGAAAAUGAAGAAGAUAUGGAAGCUCAGAUUUCAUUUCUACAAGGGCAGUUAAACGAUCUGGAUGCAAUGUGCAAAUAUUGUGCAAAAAUAAUGAAUACACACCUUGGGCAUAUCCAAGAUGUUAUAUUAGAAGAAAAGCUGGAAAAAGAAGAUAAAAUCCAAGUGUCUCUUGCGGUACUGAAGCAGAUAAAAGACAUUCUGAAAGGAACACUGAGAUUCAACCAGUCUCUCCUUGAAGCUGAAGAAAAUGAGGAGAUUUCAAUCAUGGAUGAUCAUUACUGCUCUAACCUGCUCAGAAAGACUGAUGAGACGGGGACCCAGGAGCAGCCCAGGCACAAUCAGGCUGCAGCAGAAAGCUCAGGAAAUGCAGCUAGCAGCAAAUGUGAAGAUUACAUUGUGAUUCCUCGGGGAGACGAUGGAAAUGCUGAGGCCGCCAGCUUGGAACUAAAACAGGGCGAUGUGGUAAAAGAAGAUCCAACAGAGACCAAUCAAAUUCCAUCUCGUUCUUCAUUGGCCUUCACAGAUCCUCUUAUGGGUGGAAGUGCAUCGUGCAGUUCGAGUCCUGAUGAUGACAGCAGCAACAAUAGCAAAGAUUCCGACUUUACCAUUGUCAGUCCGCUAGACAUUUAACUGUAGCCUUUAAUCGUAGGAUCUUUUGUUCCCUUUGUUUCUUUUUAUAUGAUGUUUUAUAACAUCAACCCUUAACCUCCCAAUAUAAUAAAUAACAUACGGAAUAACUGUUUCUCUGACUGACGGGAGGGCUUAGUAAUUUGUGUAUUUUGGAGCACAAACGUCAGUACAUGAAAAAUAGCCAUUAUUGUUAUGCCUUACCUGUAUAGUACUGAUAGCACGUGUCUUCUGAGUAUUUUAUGCAACUAAUGGAACAGAGGAAUAGAACUGUGCCCAAAUUAACAUGUAUAUUGCACAAGAACAGGGGUUCCAAGUGUCCACAUUGUUCUCCAUCAAGGAAUUCCAUUUUAGAACCUGAUCAAAUACCAGUAACUUGGUUAUGAUGUACUACAUAGACUUCCAGUGAUUGAGGUCUUGCCAUACUGGUUUCUUUCAUCAAACUGUACUCACAUCCCUUGUGUAUUGUUGAAUUUUUUUUACUUUUUCUUUUUUUUUUACAUAGUUAAGAAAGUCAGGUUUGUGAAAGAAUUCGAAGAAAAAUCAAUGUUGCCAUGUUUCGAUGUUGUUGUAACAGGUACAUCUGGAUAUUAGCUCCUGUAUAGCUCACUAACUGGCAAUAUGGAUUCCGUUACAUAUUUAGCGCUGGGCUUGGUUUUUCUUCAUCAACCUGUACAGGAACAUAGAGAAUGACCCCUCCGUUACUGACAACUAAACGUAUGAUGUUCUGUACUUUUUCUUGGUAAACUUCUGAUGAUUGAUUUCUUAUCUGUUUCCAUAAACUUUUCAUGACCUACAGAAACUCCACUGGCAUUAUAAGAACCUGUAGAGGCCUCUACUAUUGUUAUAUGACGUGAAAUCAACAUGGCUGAGUCUAGCCAUAGUAAUGGGGCAGAUAUUACAUGUGCUCAGUUAUAAUAAUAAUGUGGAGUUUUAGUUAUCUGUCAUUGAAAAUAAAAUAUGUGCAUCAUGAACUUGUGUGUUCACCCCCCUUAAAGCUUGAGAAGGAGGCAGGAGAUAAAGGGGAGACAAAAUUCCAACAUGAAUUCUCUGACCUAAUUGUAAAAUGAAAUGUGCAUAGAUUAGUGUUGACUUAAUACCUGACAACAGAACUACUGACUGCUAAAAUAAGGCAGGGUGAGAGAACUAAAAAUAGGGUUACAGCUUUCCAAGUACAUUCUUUCCCACAAAAUCAUAGAGAACUCUUCCGUUAAAAAUUUGCCAAGAUUUAGGCGUUAAUUAAGAAAUUCAGCAGUGAUGGGUUUCCUGGUACUGGUCAUUGCCAUUGGUAAAUAAAACUGUAUUUCCUGAAAUGCCUGCGUUAUAUAUAUUUAUAUCAUGGCAUGGGCACGACAGAAGAGCAAAAAAAAAAGCACAUAAUCACUUGGGCAUGGUAUAAACUUCUGUUUCUAGUUAUGAGAUAUAAUUCUAAUGUUUGCACUAGUUAUAAAAUAGCUUUAUGGGCACAGGAAUAUAGAAAAGAAUUUCUUAAGAUUUCUUGGAUAUAUGUGAUUGGAUAAAGAUGUGCCCAUGCAUAUUGAGUUAGUGAGGGGCAUGGCAAAGAAUACUCCUUCCUCCAGUUUGGCACAUGGCAUUAUAGGCAGCUCCAGUGUUGGUGUGUAGCGAGGCACAACGUCUGGAUUGGGGCUUAUUCCCAGGUGAUUUAUAAAGGAGCAGGUGAUGCAACAAAGCAAGACUAAGGGUGUUACCGUAUUCUUGUUUUAUGGGUUUAUUUGGUGCCACGCGCCUCUUUCAAGUUGAAAAUGAAGUUACUUAUUGCUGAAAAUGAUGUCCCUGAAUCUAGUCUCAUUUUCUGUUUCCAGAAGUAUCACCUCAGGGUGAGUUUCCAUAGGGUCACUUUUGUGCCAUUGCGGAAAGAGCAUCUGAUGGCGUCGCAGAAACCGUCCUUAGUAAAUGUAACUAUUUACAUACUGUAUAUUUACAGGCUAAUAAUCAGUAUAUUGUGAUAGCAAUUUUGGGAGAAAUAUGAAAGUAAUGUGUGACUAAUGUUGAUCUAAACAGCUACUGUCCCUCUAAAAGCCAAAGGGUUGUUAUCCAACAACUGACAAACAUAUCCAGAUGAUCUCCUCUUCCAAACACUCUGUCUCACAAGAACUGCUGCAUUGUUUUGGGCAGUUAAACCUUCUCCUCAUUAAAUGAUAGGAUGAAUCACAGAACUCACCAAAUAAACACAAUAACCUCUCUUCAGUAA